Messenger RNA from Cucurbita maxima (winter squash), 656 nucleotides. Its product is annotated as NADH dehydrogenase [ubiquinone] 1 beta subcomplex subunit 9-like. Gene Ontology annotation, biological process: mitochondrial electron transport, NADH to ubiquinone. The coding region runs from base 69 to 419 and encodes 116 amino acids. The record is from RefSeq and is a predicted model, not a curated record. Lineage: Eukaryota; Viridiplantae; Streptophyta; Magnoliopsida; Cucurbitales; Cucurbitaceae. The transcript is spliced from 6 exons.
GUGUUAGUCCCUAAGAAACAACAACUAAGUGAUUCCAAAGCCAUUUCUAGAGAGAGAGAGAGAGAGAGAUGAGCAUUUCGUCGACGGCGGGAUAUUUGGCUCGGCGAGCCGCCCAGAGGGAGAGGGUUCGGAUUCUUUACCGGCGAGCCCUCAAAGAGACUCUCAACUGGGCCGUCCAUCGUCAUCUCUUUUACCGAGAUGCUUCCGAUCUUCGGGAGAGAUUCGAGGCAAACAAGAACGUGGAAGAUCUUGACACAAUAGACAAGCUGAUAGCUGAUGGGGAAGCUUCCUAUAAUAAGUGGCGACAUCCUGAUCCCUAUAUCGUUCCUUGGGCUCCUGGGGGUUCUAAGUUUACGCGAAACCCAACUCCACCUCCUGGGGUUGAGAUAAUAUAUAACUAUGGACGGGAAGAUCACUGAAAUCUUCAUUUUCUGGUAACGAAUAAAGGUUUAAAUGGUUGGUUGCUUCGUCUGAGUUGAUGAUAAAAGGAGCUUUUUGAUGUGUAAACUUUGAAUGAACACAAAUCAUAGUAAUUCCUUGUUGAUUUGCUUUCUACUUUUUCUUAGAUAUGCAAAUUUGACGUAGAAAAAUCACCAUUGGAACGGUGAGUGAUGUUGCAACUCUUGGUUAAUUUAAGCGUUCAUCCUUUGCAUGAC